AUGACAGACACAGAUCCCGGGUUCAUUGCUGCACUUGAAGAAGCGAAGCAGGGGUUGGCGGAGGGAGGGGUACCGAUUGGAGCAUGCCUCGUAUCCAAAGACGGCAAAGUCCUCGGUCGCGGACAUAAUAUGCGUGUGCAAAAGGGCAGCGCGACUCUUCAUGGCGAGAUCUCGGCCCUCGAAAACUCCGGCCGUCUACCGGCAUCAGCAUACGCUGGAGCCACAAUGUACACGACGCUCAGUCCCUGUGACAUGUGUACGGGUGCUUGUCUGCUGUACAAAGUGGGCCGGGUGGUGAUUGGGGAGAACAAGACGUUCAUGGGGGGCGAAGAGUACUUGAAACAGAGGGGUGUCGAGGUGGUUGUGCUGGAGAGCCGCGAGUGUGAGGAGCUCAUGAGAGUGUUUAUUGAGGAGAAGCCUCGUGUGUGGAAUGAAGAUAUUGGCGAGGAAUGA
Messenger RNA from Exophiala dermatitidis NIH/UT8656, 453 nucleotides. Its product is annotated as cytosine deaminase. Gene Ontology annotation, cellular component: cytoplasm; nucleus. Bases 1 to 453 code for a protein of 150 amino acids. The transcript is spliced from 4 exons. Gene Ontology annotation, molecular function: diaminohydroxyphosphoribosylaminopyrimidine deaminase activity. The record is from RefSeq and is a predicted model, not a curated record. Lineage: Eukaryota; Fungi; Ascomycota; Eurotiomycetes; Chaetothyriales; Herpotrichiellaceae.